AUGGUCUCCACACGACAUCACCCUAAGGAAUUUCCUUCACCCACGCAAGCCGCAAAAGAGCUGGUUAAGUCCUCACCUGCGCCUACCACUACCGGCAAUUCGCGCAAAUGGGUUCAUACACCGUCAGUCGCCGUGACCCUCUGGCUUGUCUUUUCUGUGCCGUUGGUGGUGUGGGAUGCUGGCUAUGUGUUGUUGCGACCGCAUAGUAUGCCCGGUGGCCGCUUGCACUCCCCCAUCUGGACCCCCUACGCGCUUUACGGUAAAAUCGACUAUAUAUACGGCUGGCCCGCAUUUAAUGCGCGCAACGGUUUUACCGCUGCGCAAACUGCGCUGAACGUCGUGGAAACUCUGGGUUACCUCUACUACCUGUUCAUUGUGUACCACCACGGCGCAACGGUCGUGAGUGGUCGCAGCGCACCGAAGCAGAAGAAGGGCUUCGUUUGGUUGUUGACAGGCGAAAAAGUCGUCGCGGGCCGGACUGGCGCGAUUGCGCUCAUGGUCGCGUAUACUGCGUCUGUUAUGACUCUCAGCAAGACCAUCCUCUACUGGCUGAAUGAAUUCUUCUCUGGCUUUGAUAAUAUUGGUCACAAUGAUGCUUUAACUCUGAUUGUGUUGUGGAUGAUUCCGAAUGGCCUGUGGAUUGUCUUCCCCACUUACAGCAUCUACUCUCUUGGGAGCGAGAUCCUCACUUCAUUGGAACUGGCGAGCCCUCGUGCUCGUGUGGGACGUCCCAAAUCCUCAUAG
Molecule: messenger RNA, 744 nt
Organism: Penicillium pulvis
Lineage: Eukaryota; Fungi; Ascomycota; Eurotiomycetes; Eurotiales; Aspergillaceae
Exons: 3
Coding region: 1-744 (247 amino acids)
Source: RefSeq, a predicted model, not a curated record